This is a messenger RNA of Pteropus alecto (black flying fox), 3257 nucleotides long. RefSeq names its product Fc receptor like 5 (gene FCRL5). The record is from RefSeq and is a predicted model, not a curated record. Gene Ontology annotation, molecular function: transmembrane signaling receptor activity. Lineage: Eukaryota; Metazoa; Chordata; Mammalia; Chiroptera; Pteropodidae. The transcript has 17 exons. Gene Ontology annotation, biological process: cell surface receptor signaling pathway. The coding region runs from base 129 to 3257 and encodes 1042 amino acids.
AAAAAACGAUUUCUCAGCAGUGUUCCUGGGGGCUGGUGCCACAGUGCACCUCUGUAGGGUCAGGUCCCAGCCCGUUGUUCCCAACGCAACGUCUCCCUCAGCCUCAGCCCUGGACAGGCCGGGUCUUCAUGCUGCUGUGGGUGUCACUGCUGGCCCUGGCUUCCGUCAGUGGACAGUUCGAAACUGCACCCAACGCCGUGAUUUCGCUCCAGCCACCAUGGCCCAUCACCUUCCAGGGACAGGAGGUGACCCUGACUUGCCACGUAUCCCCCUUCGAGUCACCAGGGGAAACAACAUGGUUCCACCUGUACCAUGACAAAGAAACAUCAAGACAAACCCCAGACAGCACCUGGGUGGUUUGGGAGUCCGGACAGUACAGGUGCCAGGCCGGGGGCUCACGCCCCAGCAGCCCUGUGCACUUGGACUUUUCCACAGCCACCCUGAUCCUGCAGGCCCCGCUGUCCGUCUUCGAGGGGGACACCGUGACCCUGAGGUGCCAGGGGAAGGAGGGCUUGGAGCUGCACACCAAGACGCUGUACAGGAAUGGCAAAGUGCUGGCCGAGCUCGGGGGAGACUCUGACUUUCGCAUUCACGGAGCGGGCCAGAAGGACAAUGGCGUCUACCACUGCACUGCCCGGCGGGAGGCCUUUGGCUCUGUCACUUCGAACACCAUGGAAAUCCAGGUCCAAGAGCUGUUUCCGCUUCCCGUGCUGACGGCCAGCCCGGCCCAGCCCGUCGAGGGGGGCCCAGUGACGCUGACGUGCGAGACCCAGCUCUCUCCACAGAGGCCGGACGCCCGGCUCUGCUUCCGCUUCUUCAGAGAAGAGCAGCCCCUGGGGUCGGGCUGGAGCUGGUCCCCAGAGCUCCGGAUCCUCACUGUGUGGAGAGAAGACUCGGGGUCCUACUGGUGCCAGGCAGAGACGGUGACUCAAAAUGUCACAAAGAGAAGCCGGGAAUCUCACAUAUUGGUGCAGAGAGUUGCCGCCAACGUCCAAAUCCACACUCGCCCGGCGCCAGAGCUGGUGUUUGAAGGGCGGGAGCUGGUGCUCACCUGCUCGGCAACCGGAAUCCCGGAGCCUGUGCUCAUCUCCUGGCACAGAAAGUCCAGGUCGAGAGCGGUGGAAAUUCAGCCUACGAGGAAAGCGGAGCUCAGGAUCGCCAGGGUGAGGGGCAGCGACGCCGGGGAGUACCACUGUGUGGCCCGCUCCGGCCGCCUCUCCUUUCCCAGCCCGCCCGUGAGCAUCAGCGUGAAAGUUCCCGUGUCUCGUCCUGUCCUGACCCUCCGCCCUCGGGGGGCGCGGGCUCUCGAGGGCGACCUGAUGACGCUUCGCUGCGAGGCCUGGAAAGGCUCAGUCCCGAUCCUCUACCGGUUUUUCCACGAAGGUGCCCUCAUCAGGGAGAUGGAGGCCACUUCUUCGGGAGGCAAGUCCUUCAGCGUCUCUCUGACCGCGGAGCACUCUGGGCGCUACCACUGCACCGCGGACAAUGGCCUGGGGGCCCAGCCCAGCAAGGCCGAGCUCCUCUCCGUCACGGUUCCCGUGUCUCGUCCUGUCCUGACCCUCAGCCCUCCUGGGGCCCGGGCCCUCGAGGGCGACGUGAUGACGCUUCACUGCGAGGCCCAGAGAGGCUCGGCCCAGGUCCAGUACAGAUUUUACCGCGAGGAUGUCCCCCUGACCAGCCACUGGGCCCGGUCCGGAGCAGGCGCAUCCUUCCACCUCACUCUGCUGGAGGAGCACUCUGCAAACUACUCCUGCACCGCCGACAACGGCUUCGGCCCCCAGCGCAGCGAGGCCGUGUCCCUCUGGGUCACAGUUCCCGUGUCUCGUCCUGUCCUGACCCUCAGCCCUCCUGGGGCCCGGGCCCUCGAGGGCGACGUGAUGACGCUUCACUGCGAGGCCCAGAGAGGCUCGGCCCAGGUCCAGUACAGAUUUUACCGCGAGGAUGUCCCCCUCACCAGCCACUGGGCCCGGUCCGGAGCAGGCGCAUCCUUCCACCUCACUCUGCUGGAGGAGCACUCUGCAAACUACUCCUGCACCGCCGACAACGGCUUCGGCCCCCAGCGCAGCGAGGCCGUGUCCCUCUGGGUCAUCGUCCCUGUGUCGUGCCCCAUCCUCACCCUCGGGGCCCCCGGGGCCCGCGCCGAGCCGGGGGACGUGCUGCAGCUCCACUGCGAGGCGCCGAGAGGCUCGCCGCCCAUCCUGUACCAGUUUUACCGCGGGGACGUCGCCCUGGGGAGCAGCCCGGCCCCCUCUGGAGGAGGCGCGUCCCUCAACCUCUCUGUGACCGAAGAACAUUCUGGAAACUACUUCUGCGAGGCCGACAAUGGCCUGGGGGCCCAGCGCAGCGAGGCGGUGACACUCAGCGUCACAGUCCCUGUGUCGCGCCCCGUCCUCACCGUCGGGACCCCCGGGGCCCACACCGUGCCGGGGGACGUGCUGCAGCUCCGCUGCGAGGCGCCGAGAGGCUCGCCGCCCAUCCUGUACCGGUUUUACCGCGGGGACGUCGCCCUGGGGAGCAGCCCGGCCCCCUCUGGAGGAGGCGCGUCCCUCAACCUCUCUGUGACCGAAGAACAUUCUGGAAACUACUCUUGCGAGGCCGACAACAGCCUGGGGGCCCAGCGCAGCGAGGCAGUGACACUCAGCGUCACAGUCCCUGUGUCACGCCCGGUCCUCACCGUCGGGGCUCCCGGGGCCCGCGCUGAGCCGGGGGACGUGCUGCAGCUCCGCUGCGAGGCGCCGAGAGGCUCGCCGCCCAUCCUGUACCGGUUUUACCGCGGGGACGUCGCCCUGGGGAGCAGCCCGGCCCCCUCUGGAGGAGGCGCGUCCCUCAACCUCUCUGUGACCGAAGAACAUUCUGGAAACUACUCCUGCGAGGCCGACAACGGCCUGGGGGCCCAGCGCAGCGAGGCGGUGACACUCAGCGUCACGGGGCUGACAGGGAGCAGAAGCGGCUCUGCGGCCACAAGCGUCACUGGGGUGCUGGUCAGCAUCAUGGGCCUGGCUGCCCUGGCUCUGCUGUUCUAUUGCUGGCUCUGGAGAAAAGAAGGAGAAAGGCCUGCCUCUGACCCCCCCAGCGGCCCGUCCGGCGCGGACCCCCAGGAGCCCACCUACCACAACGUGCCGGCCUGGGUGGAGAUGCAGCCGGUGUACAGCAAUGUGAACGCUAACGACGCAGACGUGGUGUACACGGAGGUCCGGCACGUCCCAGAGAAGCACAGACGCACAGGGUCGAAGCUGCCACCGUGGGCAGUCGCUUAG